Anolis sagrei ordinatus is the source of this 4482-nucleotide messenger RNA. It is a transcript of the gene HTR6, whose product is annotated as 5-hydroxytryptamine receptor 6. Lineage: Eukaryota; Metazoa; Chordata; Lepidosauria; Squamata; Anolidae. Gene Ontology annotation, molecular function: G protein-coupled serotonin receptor activity; neurotransmitter receptor activity. The record is from RefSeq and is a predicted model, not a curated record. Gene Ontology annotation, biological process: G protein-coupled receptor signaling pathway, coupled to cyclic nucleotide second messenger; chemical synaptic transmission. Gene Ontology annotation, cellular component: plasma membrane; dendrite.
UUUGGUUUCCAACCAAAGUGUGGAGGAGAUAACCAGAACCCUCGACAAAAGGAGGAUUUGGGUUCCAACCAAAGUGAGGAGGAGAUAACCAGAACCCUCGACGGAAGGAAGAUUUGGUUCCCAACCAAAGUGAGGAGGAGAUAACCAGAACCCUCGACGGAAGGAGGAUUUGGUUUCCAACCAAAGUGGGGAGGAGAUAACCAGAACCCUUGACGGAAGGAGGAUUUGGGUUCCAACCAAAUUGUGGAGGAGAUAAUCAGAACCCUUGACAGAAGGAGGAUUUAGGUUCCAACCAAAGUGGGGAGGAGAUAACCAGAACCCUCAACGGAAGGAGGAUUUGGGUUCCAACCAAAGUGCGGAGGAGAUAACCAGAACCCUGGACGGAAGGAGGAUUUGGGUUCCAACCAAAGUGAGGAGGAGAUAACCAGAACCCUCAACGGAAGGAGGAUUUGGGGUCCAACCAAAUUGGAAAGGAGAUAACCAAGGUACCUUGGUGGCCCACCUUAUUUGAGGGUCACCUCUCCAAUGAAUACUUGGACUUGAUUCGACUCUGUAAAUGGCUUUCCAACUUCUCGACGGAGGGACAACAGCUUUCCACAUCAACACAUACAGGCAUUACAUCUCCAGUAAUGGUCCCCUCGCUCCAGUGCCCUGGUGGCCCACCUUAGUCAACCUUUCCUGGUGUUCACCUGGUUCUGGUGUCAUUUGGUGAGCAUUUGGACCUGACCUGACUCCUUAAUUCAGGUUUCCAACUCCUUGAUAGAAGAAGAAUGUGGGCACAACCAAAAUGGGAACAAUGGACCAUCCUUGCUCAUGCCUUGGUUGCCCACCUUAGUUAACCUCUUCUGAUGUUCACCUGGCUUUGGGAUCGUUUGGUGAGCAUUUGGACCCUAUCUGACUCCUUAAUUUAGAUUUCCAACUCUUUGAUAGAAGACAAUUGUGGGCACGACCAAAAUGAGUAGAGAACAAUGGACCACCCUCGGUCACCUGCCCUAUCCCUUGAUGGUCACCUAUGCUUCUUUGGUUGCCUGCCGUAUAUCUGACUUGAUCCUAGUGCCAGUGUUGGGGUGAAUAGGUUAGUCCUUGUGUCAGGACACAACUCCAUCUUUGACAUUCCAACUACUCAAUGGAAGGGGAAUUUGGGCAAAGGAUAACCAAGUGUCCUUGGUUGCCCACCUCACCCGAUGGCCAUCUGAGUCGGGUGUCAGGGCGAAUCAGUGAGAGCUUGGAGCUCCUUAAUUUGGGUUGCUAACUCCUCAAUGGAAGGAGAAUCUGGGUGUAACCAAAGUGGGCAGAGGAUAGCCAACCAUUCUUGGUUGCCCAUCUUAUUUGGUCUUGGUUGCCCACCUUGUCCCACCUCACCCAAUGGCCAUCUGGCUCCAGUGUUGUGGUGAAUUGAUGCACAUUUGGACCUGAUACUUUGGGUCCCCAAUGUCUCGACGGAAGAAGGCUCUGGAGCAUGACAAAAGCAGGCAGAGAAGAACCCAUAAUCCUUGGUUGCCCACCUUAUCUCGCCUCAUCCUACAACAGUACCUAGGUUUGGUGUUGGGGUGAAUCGGUGAGCAUUUGGACUUGAUCUGACUCCAUAACAGAAGUCUGCAGCCUUGGUUGCCCAUCUUAUCCAUCCCUGGUUGCCAUCUUAUCCUGCCUUCUCCUAUGGCCACCUAGCUCCAGCGUCAAGGUGAACAGGUGAACGCUUGGGCCAGACAACUCCAAUAAUUUGGGUUGAGCACUUGGACAUGACUAGAUUUCUCCAUUAUUUAGGUUCUCAACCCCUUGAUGGAAGGAGAAUGUGGGCACAGGAUACCUGACCAUCAUUUGUGGCCUCCUCCUCCUAUGGGCACCUAGCUCCAGCGUCAAGGUGAACAGGUGAGCGCUUAGGCCAGACUUAGCUCCGUCGCGUGGGCUCGUGCCUCCUAGAUGGAAGGGGACCUUAGCCGUGGCAACGCCAGCCUGGUGGGCGAGCGGGCGGCCCCCUUCCCGGGUGGCAACGCCUGGGUGGCGGCCUUCCUCAGCUUCGUGAUCCUGCUGACCAUGGUGGGCAACUCCUCCCUGAUCCUGCUCAUCUUCACCCAGCGCUCACUGCGCAACACCUCCAACUACUUCCUGGUCUCGCUCUUCAUGUCGGACCUGCUGGUGGGCUCGGUGGUGAUGCCGCCGGCCAUGCUGAACCGCCUCUACGGCCGCUGGGUGCUGGAGGGGGCCUUCUGCUCCGUCUGGUUCUCCUUCGACGUCAUGUCCACCAGCGCCUCCAUCCUCAACCUCUGCGUCAUCAGCCUCGACCGCUACCUCCUCAUCAUCUCUCCGCUCAAGUACAAGCUCCGCAUGACCUCCGGGCGGGCCGUGAUCCUCAUCCUGGCCACCUGGACCCUGGCCGCCUUGGUCUCCUUCCUGCCCAUCAAGAUGGGGUGGCACAAGAUGGAGUUCGACUUCUGGAUGUCGGGGAACGCCACUGCUCUGGAUGAAGAGGAGGACGAAUGCCGGCUCUUUGUCAGCCUCCCUUACGCCCUCAUCGCUUCCGGACUGACCUUCUUCCUCCCAGCCGCGGCCAUCGUCUUCACCUACUGCCGCAUCCUCUUGGCCGCCCGCAAGCAGGCUGUCCAGGUAGCCUCGCUGACCAACAACGUGGCUCCAGUCGCAGGGGAAGAAGGCCAGCAACAGGUCCCCAGGGCUCACUCCCAGUCGACAGCCGCCAGCGAAAACAGCCGCAAGUUUGCCAACAAGCACAGCAAGCGAGCGCUGAAGGCCAGCCUGACGCUGGGGGUCCUCCUGGGCAUGUUCUUCGUAGCCUGGCUCCCCUUCUUUGUCUGCAACAUGGUUCAGGCCAUCUGCAAGUGCAUCUCGGCCGACUUCUUUGACCUGCUGACCUGGCUGGGCUACUUCAACAGCACCAUGAACCCCAUCAUCUACCCGCUCUUCAUGCGGGACUUCAAGCGGGCCAUGGCCAAGUACCUGCCCUGCUGCCGCCGCGCCUGGGAGCCCCGCCCCAGCCCCGUCUCCCUCUCCAUGAGGAACUCCCACUCGGGGCCCCGCCCGGGGGCCUCCCUCAAGAACGCCCUGGCCCUCCAGGCCGAGCCGGACUCUGCUGCCGACUCCGCCGUCCACCUUGACCAGUGCAGCGGCAGCGGAGGAGGGCAACGCAUGGGCUCGCUCCCGGAGGCUGGGGCCGACACUGUGACUCUUUUUGACCUGGAGCCCAUGGACACCCCUCCGCUCCACACCAACCAGCUGAACGCACCUUUGGACUGAGACCCUGGUCCACUGAUGGGCCACCACACACCCCCGUUCGGGACCCCCUGGAGGUGUCCUUCCAAUCUCUCCUGAAAAGUUCUUCUCGUCUUUGUUUCGCUUGGGCCAACGUUGGUGUGUUAUGUGCCUGCCCACAAUGUUCUAGAUCUCAUAGAGAGGCCUUCUCCAAGGGUGGGCCAUCAAGAGAUAGGUAUUCCCCAAAGACUGCCUCAUCCAAGGGUUGGCAGUACGUAGGCAUUCCCUAAGGGUUGACCAUAAAUAGAAAGGCCUCCUCUAAGGGUUGGCCAUAGUUAGACAGGUCUCCUCUAACGGUUGGCCAUACAUCGAUCAGUAUUCUCCAAGGGUUGGCCAUAAGUAAGCAUUUCCCAAGAGUUGGCCAUAAAAUAGAUAGGCAUCCUCUAAGGGUUGGCCAUAAAUAGAUCGGUAUCCUCCAAGGAUUGGCCAUAAGUAAGUAUUUCCAACUGUUGGCCAUAAAUAGAUAGGCAUCUUCCAAGUUUGACAAUGACAGGUCUCUUCCAAGGCUGGCCAUAGAUAGAGUAGACCUCUUCCAAGGAUUGGCUAUAGGUGGGCCAUAGACAGACAGUCUUCUUCUAAGGGUGAGCCAAAGGCCUCCUCCAAAAGUCUGCCAUAAAGAGAACUCUUCCAAGGGUUGGCCAACGAUAGGUCUCUUCCAAGAAUGACCAUAGAUGGAUGAAUGUCCUCCAAGAGUUUGCUAUAGGUUGGCCAUAAACAAGAUAGACAUCUUCCAAGGGUUGGCCAACGACAGGGCUCUUCCAAGGCUGGCCAUACAUAGAUGGACCUCUUCCAAGGGUUGGCCAUAGGUGGGCCAUAGACAGACAGUCUUCUUCUAAGGGUUGGCCUCCUCCAAAGGUUUGCCAUAUAUAGAUAGGCCGCCUCUAAGGAUUUGCCAUGAAGAGAACUCUUCCAAGGGUUGGCCAACGAAAGGUCUCUUCCAAGGCUGGCCAUAGAUGGAUGGACCUCCUCCAUGGGUUUGCUAUAGGUUGGCGAUAGAUAGAUAAGCACAGGUUGGCCAUUGACAGGCCUUCUCUAAGGCUUUGCUACAGAACACUUGCCACAGCGAGGCCUCCGAGGGCCAGGGCCACCGUGCACCUCCCAAGGGUCCAACAUGGCUCCUAGAACAUACAAUUGUACUGUAUCAUAUCUAUAUAAAAGGCUUUGUGAACGCAGUGUGCCAUUUUCAUUAAAUGGAAGUGAGCAUUGGUUUUAUUUUAA